This is a messenger RNA of Penicillium waksmanii, 1491 nucleotides long. RefSeq lists its product as uncharacterized. NCBI's taxonomy places the organism in Eukaryota, Fungi, Ascomycota, Eurotiomycetes, Eurotiales, Aspergillaceae. The coding region runs from base 1 to 1491 and encodes 496 amino acids. Gene Ontology annotation, cellular component: membrane. The record is from RefSeq and is a predicted model, not a curated record. Gene Ontology annotation, biological process: transmembrane transport. Gene Ontology annotation, molecular function: transmembrane transporter activity. The transcript has 3 exons.
AUGGGGGUGGGGAAGGGCGCUGAAAAUGGCAUACAGGACCAUGAGAUAUUGACACCCAAAGAUGACCCUGGCAAUGGAGCUGUCGAAGCAAAGCCCAGCGACAAGGAAAUCGCCCUGGAGAAGAAAUUAUUGCGAAAGAUUGAUCUCCUCAUUAUGCCCCUCAUUGUGGUCAUCUAUCUGAUGAAUUUUAUUGAUCGAAACAACUAUGCUGCAGCCAGAUUACAAGGUCUGGAAGAUGAUUUGAAUCUUACAUCUGAGCGAUACCAGGCUGGGCUGGGAAUAUUCUUCGUUGGAUACAUUCUCGGUAGCGUGCCGUCGAAUCAAAUAUUGAAUUAUACAGGUCGCCCGUCACUCUACCUUGGUCUUACCACCAUCGCCUGGGGCCUUGUUUCUGCUCUAACAGCAUUGGUGCAGAGCUAUGGUGGAAUUCUUGGUUGUCGGCUAGCACUUGGUUUUGUGGAGGCCCCAUUUUUCCCAGGUGUGCUCUUCUACUUAUCCAAGUGGUACACGAAAGGAGAACUCAGCAUGCGAAUGUCCCUCUUUUAUAUCGGGUCUUUAAUUGCCGGGGCACUUGGUAGUCUGAUUGCGGCCGGCAUUCUUCAUAGCCUAGCCGGUAAGCAUAGACUCCCCGGAUGGCGAUGGCUAUACAUCAUAGAAGGAGUCAUCACAAUCGUUCUUGGUUUCCUUGUGAUACUUCUACUACCAGAGUUCCCGAACACUUGGAAGGGCCUUUCGCCUGAGUUGAGACGAGUCGCCAACCGCCGUAUGGCAAUUGAAGCUGCUGAAGCCGAUAUAGACGAAGGAGAAGGGAUGUCGCAGGUAAAGGGCUUCAUUCUGGCAAUGAAAGAUAUACGAGUGCACGUUCUGGCAUUUGCCUUUAUGUGUAAAUCAGCCGCAGGAGGCUUUUCCUUCUUUUUUCCUACUUUGACUCAAACGCUUGGCUAUAGCAAUACCGUGUCUUUGUUGCUCUGCGCUCCACCAUAUGCCUUCGUGGCUCUUUGGAGUAUCGCGCACUCAUGGGCAUCUGACCGACUGCGCAAACGCUUCUGGUUCUUGAUAUACCCAAUGCCCGUCGUGAUUAUCGGCUGGAUAAUCUUCAUGACCACUGACUCCUUUGGGCCGAGAUAUCUCUCGCUAUUCCUGAUGUUGAUGAUCUUUUCUAUCAAUGGAACGUUCUUCGCGUGGAUAGCGACAAGUAUUCCCCGGCCACCGGCGAAGCGCGCGGCGGCAUAUGCCUAUAUCAACGCUGUCGGAGGCAGUGCUUCCAUCUGGACGCCCUUCACCUACCGCGACGAGGACAAGCCCCAUUAUCGGCCCGCGCUAGGACUGAACAUUGCUCUGUGGGCAGUCACAGCUGCCUGUUUCAUGUUCAUGUACAUCAACCUGACGCGAGAAAACAAGCGCUUAGACCGACUAGAAGACGAAGACGUGCCCCUGAGCCACGAAGAUUUCGAGCGAUUGCAAAAAACCGCCGAGAUAGAGGAGAGUUGA